Molecule: messenger RNA, 1455 nt
Organism: Chara braunii
Lineage: Eukaryota; Viridiplantae; Streptophyta; Charophyceae; Charales; Characeae
Source: the annotation of a GenBank genome assembly
CCUAGCCAGAUGAUAAGGCCAAGUGGGACAAAGUACUGGGCUAUUUAGAGGUGUUGAGCAAGGCCUGGAUGGAGGAGCGCCAGGCAAGCUUGAGCCAGGAUGUAGCAUUGAGUGUCAUGCGGUCCGGGUUUAGGGAUUUUGCGCGCGAAAUCGUCACCCACAUUGGGGGCGAAGUCAAACAGUUGAGGGACAAUGUAGGGAAGUUUUGUGAGGGCGCCAUUAAGGGUGCCAAAGCUGCAGCCGUUGUAGAAGGAGAGGGCAAACCCCGUAAGGACCCAGUGAAACUUAAGUUCUUAGACGCGUACGGGGGAAAGAAGGACGAGAACUUUGACAACUGGGAGGCCAGUGUCAAUAGUUACAUUUAUUUACAACAUAGCCUGAUGGAGGAGCAAGUCCUCGUGGCCUUCCAGGCCCUGAAGGACGAAGCGGCUAACUUCGCCAGGUCUCUCGCGCGUACAGCCGGUUGUGAAAACAACCUGGUUGCGUAUUCCAAAGUCACUCCUCUUUCCCAAUUCCUCAAGCUCCUCAAGGAGCGGUUCGCUGACCCAACGCGAGGCAUUAGAGCCUCUGAUAAGCUCCAAACGAUCCACUCUCGGCAGUGGAGGAGUGCUAAGGCACUCAAGGGUACUAUGGACGACUUGGUAGCCGUCCCGGACCACGGAGUCACUGUGCCCCAGCUGGUCCAGUUGUUUUAUUGUGCCAUUCCGGAGGCCCUACGCGGGCAUUUCUUUGACAAAUCUCAGCAGCCCGGCAUGACUUACGAUGCAUUGAGUACGGAAGUCGUCCUGUAUGAGUCGAAGUCUAUGCCAGUGACCACUUUCUGGCAUAAGGACUUAGAGAAGGGGAAGAAGUGGAAGAAUCGUACCAUCUCAGGCCAAGUAAUGGCCAAGGAUCACAUGAUCCUGACAUUAGAAGAAGGUGGUACCGAUGAGGUCCCAUAUGACCAGAUUGAGUGGGGCCUUGAAGAUGAUGGCAGUAAUGUGGGGCAAGGGAGGUCUUACGCUGCUGUCGCGACCGAAGGGAGGCCGCAAGGUAGAGGAGGAGGCCAGGGCCAAAGGGGCCAGGCCAUGGGAGGCCGAGGACCGGGCGCACAGGGGGGUGGCGGACAGGGAAAUCGCCAAGCGGGAGGUAGGGGUCAAGGUCCCCCGUUAAAUCGCCAGGGUAACCGGUCCCCACAGCGAGGAGGUGGAAGGGCACCUCAAGGGGGUUGGCACCCUGGCUUGCCACAGGGCAGGCCCUGGGAAGAUUUGGGCUUGGACCAGCGCGUAGGGCAGGAACGCGUGGACCGGGGUCAGUGCGUAUUUUGUGGUGACCCGGCCCACGUUAUCAAAUUUUGUCCAAAGUAUAGACAGGCCCGUUGGGCUGCUCAGCAGCCAAAAGGCAGCCGCCAGUAGGGGUCGCAACUGCCCCUACUUCCAGGCUAUGUGGAGAAGUGAGCACGCGCUAACAGGACAC